AGACGCAAUAAAUCACUUAGUUGUAGAUUCAAUCCACAGUCAUCAAGAUGGGCUCCUGUGAGGUCCACUACGAUGCAGCGACUCGCACCUGGCUGGGGCCGCGAGGCAAGGAGUUCUAUGGCCCCGAAAUGACCCUCGGUGAGGUGACGAUGCGUGUGCUCAAUCUGAAUGCGGAUAAGAUCCUACAGCACUGUGAUAUAACGAACGUGCAGCUAACGGGCAGACAGCUAGCACAACAGGGCCUGACCAUCGAGAGGGCCUUCCGACAGAUGGGCCUGCAAGUUGGAGACGUCAUUGGCAUUGCAGCCAAUAAUACGACUUAUCUAACGGGCGUCACCAUAGCCGCUAUGCUGUGUGGUACGCCCAUUAACCCACUGCAUCCAGAUUUUGAUCAAGAAACCGUCAAGUACAUGUUUGACAUCACAGAGCCGAAGCUAAUCUUUUGCGAUGUGGAGAACUAUAAGAUUAUUAAAGCGGUCAAUGAGAACUUGGCUAAGCCAGCUAAGAUCUAUCUGGUGAACGGUAAAAUCGAGGGCGUGUCUGAUGUGUGGGAUCUUCUGAAGGAAGACGAGUCCAUAGCGCCAGCUGCCUACGUGCCUUGCCCCACGCUGAAUGGCGAUCACACGGCCUUCAUUGUCUGCUCCUCGGGCACGACAGGCAUGCCGAAGGGCGUGACUCGCUCGCAUCGCAGUCUCAUUUGCAACUGCAAGAACCCCAAUACCUACACCCGAGACACAGUCGUACUCUCGUUCAGCCCGCUCUACUGGAUCUCCGGCACCUACAUGCUGCUGGCCAAUCUACUCAACGGCUGCAAGCGCAUCAUCACACAUCGCCCAUACACUGUGGAGUACCUGCUGGAGAUUGUGCAAAGGCAUCAGGUGACCUUCCUCUUCCUCGCCUCCCAUCAGAUAGCGCUGCUCUCCAAGUGCCAGAUUGACGUGUCCAAGAUCCGAGCGAAAUUGGAGUCCGUUAAGGUAUUGAUUGGGGCUGGCUCCAAGGUGUGCAAGGCCGUCUCCCAGCGCAUGUACGACCUGAUUGGCAACAUGCGCUUCGUGGUGGGCUACGGUCUCUCCGAGAUGGGCGGCAUCAGCAAAAACCUAGGCGGUCCUCUGGGCAGCGAGGGCAAGGUCAUGCGCAACGUCGAGCUGCGCGUGCUGGACAAGCUGCGCAUGCCGCUCGGCAUCAAUGAAGUGGGCAUCAUCUACGGCCACUUGCGCUACAAAUGGGCGGGCUACUACCGCAACCCGGAGGCCACCAAGCGCGCGCUCAGUCCCGAUGGCCAGUGGCUGAGAACGGGAGACAUUGGCUAUCUGGAUAGCGAGGGCUAUCUCUACAUACUGACGCGCGACACCGAUGUCUUCAAGUACAACAACUUUCAGAUCUAUCCGGAGCAGAUCGAAGAGUUCAUUCUGCGCCUGCCCGGCGUGAGCGAGGCCUGCGUCUUCGGCGUGCCCGACGAGGUCUCCACCAAUCUGACAGCCUGCGCCGUGGUGCGCACCGACGACGAGGAGGGCAGGAAACUGACAGCGGAUCAAGUGCGAAAUAUUGUUGAGCGAUACCUAAGCUCGGCCUAUCACAUACGCGGCGGCAUUUUCUUUGUCGAUUCACUGCCCAAGACAUCCAAUGACAAGCUGCAGCGUCGCAAGGUGCCCCAAAUGAUCAAGAACUUGGGCAUCGUUGCGGAAUAGCAUUAUGUACUAGAUAUAUGAUAUAUGAUAUGAAUAUAUAUUUAGAUUAGGUAAGGAG
Messenger RNA from Drosophila arizonae, 1746 nucleotides. RefSeq names its product luciferin 4-monooxygenase. Gene Ontology annotation, molecular function: long-chain fatty acid-CoA ligase activity. Lineage: Eukaryota; Metazoa; Arthropoda; Insecta; Diptera; Drosophilidae. The record is from RefSeq and is a predicted model, not a curated record. Gene Ontology annotation, biological process: long-chain fatty acid metabolic process; fatty-acyl-CoA biosynthetic process.